CUUCUUCUUCCUUUUCUUCCUGAUGGUGUGGCUCAUGGCGUACGGAGUAGCCAAUCAGGCUCUGCUUUACUCGUAUGACGCGAGCUUGGAGCGCAUCUUACGCCGGGUUUUCUACAGGCCGUACUUACACAUCUUUGGACAGAUCCCCGUGGAAGAGAUGGAUGUUGGGAAGCAGUGGGACAUGCCGUGCACAGACAACAUGACACUGAUUGAGAGCGGUCAGGAGCCCUGCAGGACUCUGCAUAGUAACUGGCUGGUGGUGAUUCUGCUGGUUGUUUACCUGCUGGUCACCAACAUCCUGCUCAUCAACCUUCUCAUCGCCAUGUUUAGAGCCCUGUUGAAGGUCACAUAG
Messenger RNA from Pungitius pungitius (ninespine stickleback), 352 nucleotides. Its product is annotated as transient receptor potential cation channel subfamily M member 5-like. NCBI's taxonomy places the organism in Eukaryota, Metazoa, Chordata, Actinopteri, Perciformes, Gasterosteidae. Gene Ontology annotation, biological process: calcium ion transmembrane transport. The coding region runs from base 23 to 352 and encodes 109 amino acids. The transcript is spliced from 3 exons. Gene Ontology annotation, cellular component: plasma membrane. Gene Ontology annotation, molecular function: ligand-gated calcium channel activity; calcium-activated cation channel activity. The record is from RefSeq and is a predicted model, not a curated record.